Messenger RNA from Fonsecaea multimorphosa CBS 102226, 1500 nucleotides. RefSeq lists its product as uncharacterized. NCBI's taxonomy places the organism in Eukaryota, Fungi, Ascomycota, Eurotiomycetes, Chaetothyriales, Herpotrichiellaceae. Gene Ontology annotation, molecular function: proteasome binding. The coding region runs from base 1 to 1500 and encodes 499 amino acids. The transcript has a single exon. Gene Ontology annotation, biological process: proteasome assembly. The record is from RefSeq and is a predicted model, not a curated record.
AUGGCGUCGUCGGGAGGACACCUCUUGGUCACCAAGGCCAUGAGGCUGGUCAAAUUCGCCGCCGCGAAGACGGGGAGGUUUAUACGUGACAAGAUCCCGCAGGCAACCAAGCCACUCGAGGCCGAAGUCCAGCCUGCCUACGCCCGCGUCUCUCAGCGUCAACAACCUGUCAAUCGCCUCGCUCAGAUCCGGCAGACCCAGAGCCGCUGGUAUAGCACGAACUUGCACCGUCUCACCAAUACCAGACACUACUCUUCCCGGACUGGUCCAAACGCCCGUCCGAGUCGUGCGUCCUAUCCUUCCUCACGCACUGCGGCGGCUGUAGGACGAUUGACCGGCCGUGCCCCGUUCGCAUCUACCCUUCGACCAAACCUUACGGGGGGCACUUUGUGCCGUCAUGCAGGUGGCUAUGGAUUAGGAGGUGGUCGAGUCGGUGGAGCCAGAUACUUUUCUCAUUCCCCUGCAGCGCAAGCACAGGUGGUGACCAACGUUUCCCAGGCCGUACGCGCCUUCUGGCUCUCGGGGCAAAAAGCCCGUUUCGACGGAGCCAAUCCACGAACAGGCGAGAAGCGGUUCCGUGCUGUUUCCAGCCUUCAAGAAGAUGCCAGACAUACCAUGGACAUGUCAUCAAAGACUGCACCCGGGUCCUUCAUUGACUUCAAGGUCUCCCCUACUAUUACCGCCAUUGGCCCCUUGGCCAGUGUCCCUCGUUCUCCCUCCACUGCAUCCUGCGAUUACGAGGCCCAACAAGACACCCUGAACAACACCACGCUCAUGUCCAACCUGUCAAUCGAUUUCGCCCGCGCGCUGAAAGACCUUGCCGCCGUCAUGAACGAUCUCAAGCACUUGGCAACACUGGGUGACCUUCCCAUCGCUCUGCACAAUAGCACGACCCUCCGUGUCCGCUUUCCUGGCUGCGAUGCAGAUACAGUCGAGGCCCUUUGCCGGGAACUCAACAUCAAGCGCGGCAUGGUCGGUCAAGACGAGGAAUUUGAUGCGCGGAACGGCACGGAAAUGGCCCUGCUGUUUCCCUUUGCGCCCAGCAAGACAGCCAGUGAAGCCGGCUUCAUGAAUUCUAACGACGGUGGCUACGGCAUGGGCAGACCGAUCAAGCGCAUCAAAAAAGACCGCGUCGAGUGGCAGGAGAUGCUUACCCCGCCUCAACACCACUCUGCUGGCUUCUCGCACGUUUCGGUCACGAGCAGCAAGUCGCCCGCCGACGCCUUUGAGAUGAUCAUCGACGAAGCAAUGGGCGAAAAUCCUUGGAUGUCGCGCAGCCCGUCGGGAUACUCGAGUCUGCACGAGAGUGACGAAAUGCUAGAAGCCGAGGAAGACGACGUCGCCAACAUGUACUUCUUCCGGCCGCGAAUCCAUUCUGCCGGGAGAGACAGAUACUAUCCCGAGCACUCGGUCGAUGAUGGGAAUGGGAAUGGCAACGGAUACGAGGGGCUGCAAGGGAUUUAUAGGUUCAUCGAGGAGUGUGACCGGGCGCGGUCCUGA